Messenger RNA from Chelonia mydas (Green sea turtle), 6586 nucleotides. It is a transcript of the gene ERC2, whose product is annotated as ELKS/RAB6-interacting/CAST family member 2. The transcript is spliced from 23 exons. Gene Ontology annotation, cellular component: cytoskeleton of presynaptic active zone. The record is from RefSeq and is a predicted model, not a curated record. Gene Ontology annotation, biological process: regulation of synaptic plasticity; neuromuscular synaptic transmission; maintenance of presynaptic active zone structure. Gene Ontology annotation, molecular function: structural constituent of presynaptic active zone. Lineage: Eukaryota; Metazoa; Chordata; Testudines; Cheloniidae. Bases 392 to 3571 code for a protein of 1059 amino acids.
GCAAACCAAAGAGCCAGGCUCGCAGUUUACUGAGAGAGACUCGCUGAGGGACAGAAAGACGAGGGAUAGAAAUACACAAACCUUUCCUGACUGCAGCAGACUCCCUCUCUCCCUUGCCUCUUAAAUGUUCGCCUGUUCCAGCUCUCCACGCUGCCUCUUUCCUCAGUGUAAUCAGCUGUCAGCUAGACUUGAUGUUGUAAAAUCCAUGUGAGGAGGAAAGACAGAUGCAAUGAUUUGAAAGAUCUUCAGUGUUUGAGAAGUCAUCAGUUUUUUCCUGCUCGAAGAAUGCAGUGAAACCAUUUGCCAGCAUUAUUAUCUGGAAUUAUAGGUUUAAUAUCCAGCAUCAGUGUUACUAAUUUCUUAUUAAAUAGUACCUCACAGUAAUAGAAAAAUGUAUGGAAGUGCAAGAACAAUCAGUAAUUUGGAAGGCAGUCCUUCCAGGUCUCCUCGUUUGCCAAGAUCUCCUCGUCUGGGCCACAGGAGAACAAGCAGCGGGGGAGGAACAGGUAAGACACUAUCAAUGGAAAACAUCCAGUCCCUUAAUGCAGCCUAUGCAACAUCUGGACCGAUGUAUCUUAGUGACCAUGAAGGUGUAGCGUCUACUACUUUCCCAAAGGGCACAAUGACUCUUGGAAGGGCUGCAAAUCGAGCUGUGUAUGGUGGUCGAGUCACAGCUAUGGGGAGUAGUCCAAAUAUUGCUUCAGCUGGACUUUCUCACACAGAUGUCCUUUCUUAUACUGAUCAGCAUGGAGGUCUGACCACAUCUUCACAUCAUCAUCAUCAUCAAGUUCCCUCUAUGCUGAGACAGGUAAGGGAUAGCACCAUGCUAGAUCUACAGGCUCAGCUCAAGGAACUACAAAGAGAGAAUGAUCUUCUGAGAAAAGAACUGGAUAUCAAGGACAGUAAGCUGGGAUCUUCCAUGAAUAGCAUCAAGACUUUCUGGAGUCCUGAGCUAAAAAAGGAAAGAGUCUUGAGGAAAGAAGAAGCUGCCAGAAUGUCAGUUCUUAAAGAGCAGAUGAGGGUUUCUCAUGAAGAGAACCAGUUUUUGGAUGCCAGGAGAACAAAGCAUUUGCAACUGACCAUCCAGGCACUUCAAGAUGAGCUUCGAACUCAGAGAGACCUUAAUCAUCUUCUUCAACAAGAAAGCGGAAACCGAGGAACUGAGCAUUUUACUAUUGAGCUUACAGAGGAGAAUUUUCGAAGACUUCAGGCAGAACACGAUAGACAGGCUAAAGAGCUCUUUCUCUUGAGAAAAACUCUAGAAGAAAUGGAGUUGAGAAUUGAAACACAAAAGCAAACACUAAAUGCCAGAGAUGAAUCAAUAAAAAAGCUCCUAGAAAUGUUGCAAAGUAAAGGUUUGCCAUCUAAAGGAAUGGAAGAUGACAAUGAAAGAGCUCGAAGGAUGGCCGAGGCUGAAUCUCAGGUUAAUCAUUUAGAAGUGAUUUUAGACCAGAAGGAGAAGGAAAACAUACAUCUUAGAGAGGAACUACACAGAAGAACCCAACUUCAGCCUGAACCAGCAAAGACAAAAGCUCUUCAGACAGUUAUAGAGAUGAAGGACACAAAAAUAGCUUCACUUGAACGCAAUAUAAGGGAUCUCGAAGAUGAAAUACAGAUGUUAAAGACAAACGGCGUUCUGAAUAUAGAGGACCGAGAAGAAGAGAUCAAACAAAUAGAAGUUUACAAGAGUCACUCAAAGUUCAUGAAAAAUAAGAUUGACCAAUUGAAACAGGAACUUUCAAAGAAAGAAUCAGAACUUCUCGCCUUACAAACUAAGCUUGAAACCCUUAGCAAUCAGAAUUCAGAUUGCAAGCAACACAUUGAAGUGCUUAAAGAGUCGCUUACUGCCAAAGAACAGAGAGCUGCCAUACUUCAGACAGAGGUUGAUGCCUUGAGAUUACGACUGGAAGAAAAAGAAACAUUUCUUAAUAAAAAAACAAAACAACUGCAAGACCUCACAGAAGAGAAGGGAACCUUGGCUGGAGAGAUUCGAGAUAUGAAAGACAUGUUAGAAGUAAAGGAAAGAAAAAUCAAUGUCCUUCAGAAAAAGUUGCUCUGUGGGAAAUCAGCAGCCAGUCCCUUCCCUCUGAAGGCCAUGUGGCUGCCUCAGUAUCCUGAACAGAUUGAAAAUCUACAGGAGCAACUUAGGGACAAAGAUAAACAGCUAACCAAUUUAAAAGACAGAGUGAAAUCGUUGCAGACGGAUUCCAGUAACACGGACACAGCUCUAGCAACAUUAGAAGAAGCUCUGUCAGAGAAGGAGAGAAUAAUAGAGCGCUUGAAGGAGCAGAGGGAACGGGAUGACCGAGAAAGACUGGAAGAAAUAGAAUCCUUUAAAAAGGAAAACAAAGACUUGAAGGAGAAAGUUAAUGCUUUACAAGCUGAACUAACAGAGAAGGAGUCUAAUUUAAUUGACCUCAAAGAACAUGCAUCGUCAUUGGCAUCAACAGGGCUGAAAAGAGACUCCAAAUUAAAGUCUUUAGAAAUAGCCAUAGAACAAAAGAAAGAAGAAUGUAGUAAGUUGGAAGCACAGCUGAAAAAGCAAGCUGAACAGUUGUUCAAUCAGAUGUACAAUCCAAUGCCAAUUAGGAAUAAUGGGAAACAAGGGGCUCAUGAAGCUGAAGAAGAAGCUCGACUGAACCCAGAAUUUGCAGACAGAAUGAAACAGCUUGACAAAGAGGCAUCUUACUACAGAGAAGAAUGUGGUAAAGCUCAAGCUGAGGUUGACAGACUUCUAGAAAUCCUCAAGGAAGUGGAGAAUGAGAAGAAUGACAAAGAUAAGAAAAUUGCUGAGCUAGAAAGCUUGACUUCCAGACACACGAAAGAUCAAAACAAGAAAGUGGCCAAUCUGAAGCACAAUCAACAAAUGGAAAAAAAGAAGAAUGCGCAGUUGCUGGAAGAAGUUCGUAGGCGAGAAGACAAUAUGACAGACAACUCUCAGCACUUGCAGUUAGAAGAACUGAUGAAUGCACUGGAAAAGACCAGACAAGAAUUGGAUGCUACCAAAGCCCGUCUUGCCUCAACACAGCAGUCUCUGGCUGAGAAAGAAGCACAUCUGGCUAACCUCAGAAUAGAGCGGAGAAAACAGCUUGAAGAAAUAUUAGAAAUGAAGCAGGAAGCACUGCUUGCUGCAAUCAGUGAAAAAGAUGCAAACAUAGCCUUGCUUGAACUGUCUGCUUCAAAGAAGAAGAAGACUCAAGAGGAAGUAAUGGCUCUUAAACGAGAGAAAGACAGAUUAGUACAUCAGUUAAAACAACAGGUCUAUAGAAAUAGGAAACAGCCCCUGAGCAUGAACAUAUCAUCCAUUUGUGAUGCUGACUUCAUCACAGACCUUGCUGCCAAGUACCUGGGUUCCAGCCAUGAUGCACAUAUGUCUCAGACACAGAACAGAAUGAAACUGAUGGCAGACAACUAUGAUGAUGACCAUCACCACUUCCACCACCACCAUCACCACCACCACCACCGGUCUCCUGGGAGGACCCAGCACUCAAAUCACCGACCCUCUCCAGAUCAGAUGAUCCAGUCACUGUUGGAGGCACAUAGCCAUGGCAAAUCUCACGCUGUACAUUGAUCACCUGUCCAACCUUUGCCUAGAGUGUGAUCCCCAGUUCCUUCAAGAGAUCCAUCUUUACCUGUCUAUAAAGAGGAGGAGGAGGAGAGAGACAUCUGGGAUAACCACAUAUCAAAGAUUAACACCAGAGCAGUUAUCAGAGGAGCUGGAGAAAGAGGAGGAAAAAAUGCAGCACUGCAGAAUUAAGCUGAUACUCUAUUGCAGUGGAUCUCCAAAUGUAACCAUGACAUCCUGGAGCAGAUCACAGAAACAGAAGAUGAAUGCUGAGGUUGUUAACAGAUGAAAUGCUGCAUAAAUUGGUGUCUUCUCCAUUAUUUCUUGUAGUCAUUAUGAAGUCAGAUACUCUGGAUGAUAAUGAAGGGGACUCAAUCAGAAAUUAUAAGAACUUCAUUUCCACCUUUAAUGGGCCUUGUGUUCAGAAUAUUAUUAUUUAAUGAAGUUCAGUUAAAUGGAGUCUUUUAACCAAUGCUGAUUAAUUGGUAUUGAUUUUUAAUGUGUAAUUCAGGUUCUGUUAGGUGCAGUAUCUUCAUCUGCUGAUUCUGCCUAGCGUAUUCUACAGUAACACUUCUAAAGUGCAUUCGAGGUAUUAGUACACUGUUAUAUAAUGGAGUCUGCGUUAAUCUUACCCCCAGUUAGAAGUGGGCUUUUCAGAAAAGUAAAAACUAAGUAAAAGCCUCCUCUGUUUUCUUAUCUACUGUUACUCAAAUAAUCACAUUUUGAUAGUGUAACGAGUAUUAAGCUCUGGGCCAGGUUGGAAAUGAAAUCAAUUUUUGGUACUACUUGCUGUUGGCAAGGAUUAGCCUUAUGAAAAUAUGGUGUGUGUCUCUGACAAUGCAUGGGGCAUCUAAAUUGAUCAUCAAUAAUUUACAUACCAAAUUUAUAUAUUAGUUGAUGGUAAAAGCUUGAGGUAUGAAAAUGUACAUAUGUGUAUACAUGCACACAUAUACAGAAGUGGAUCAACCUUUUACCAUCCACAUGCAUACAGGUAUGUAUUAAUAAAAGCUGGGACUCAUAAAUAUAUCAAGAUAAGAAUGCUGUGAAUACAGUAUAUGCAUUAGGCCUCCUAUAAAUGAAGGACCAUUUGUCAUUGUUUUCUAUAGUGAACAAACAGCCUCCAUCAUGGAUCCCAAUGAAUUUUCAAUGUUAAACAAGAAAAUAUCAGUGAGUAAAGAGAAAUGAAAAGCUGUCUGUAUCAACAAAGAAUUUCAAGUAAAGAUGAAUAAUUUAAAGCACAUGCCAGGGAAAAGAAAAAUCUGAAGUCUUUCUAAUGGAGUGAUGAGACACAAAUGAGAGUUAAAUCUCUACCACUUCCUCAGAGAGAGGAUCCUUACAACUUCAUAACCAUUUUCAGUCAGUCUGGCAAACAUGCAAAUGUUCAACUGUUUUACUGAUGCAUCUCUCUUUUUGUCAGUGGAAGAAGUAGUUCUAUACUGACGUGAGUGGCAAUUGAAUAUUUGCAUUAUUAAAGGACAAACAAUGAAUUUAAGCAUGGGUGGCCUUAAUUCUUAGUAGUUUUUCUUUGCUGCUGUAAAAAAAGGGUUCUAAUGUGGUUAUUCCGAAAGUCUUGCACUGAAUUUAGAAAAAUGUUAUUUUUUGAAAUCAUUGGUGCAAUUAUCCCUGAAGUAACAUCCUGUGUGAGCCAUACCUAUAUUAACCCCUUUAAAAUGAUUGUUGUGUAGAAAACAGUAUCUUAUUUAGUUGUACCAUCAUUUUUGGUACAAAUAAAGAGCAACUAAGUCAAGCAGGAGUCCUUCUUGAUGUUUCAUCUCAGUAUAUAGAAUAAAAUGUAUAGAAUUAGGAUAGCAUAAGUGAUCCAAAUUCAUUCAUGUUUAAAAAGUUUGUCCUUUAACUAUCAAUGGAAUUUUAGAUCUUUGUUUUCAAAACAGCAAAGCUCUUGGAAUUUAUUUAGCACAUAUGACAAAUGUUGCACUUGCAAACUCAGACAACAGAACUAGUUUCUUGUGAAGAACUUGUUGUCACAGUAAGGGACAACCUUCUGUGUCUCUUACAAUCAGGUCUUUACCUUAACUCUGCAACUGAAUACUUGAAGUAGGAAAUAAACUAGGGGAAAAUAGGGUCAUAAAAACAAAACUGUAUAGUUAGAUAUUUAUAUGUAUGUGCCAAUUUUGUCACAGACAUUAUUUUAGGAGCACUUUUUGCUCCAUUCAUAUUGUAAGAGUAUUGAUCUAAACUUUUAUCAGGGGCUAUGAGUUAGCCCCGAAAGAAAAAAAAUUUGUGUAACAUUUUGUUUUUUUCAUUUCAUGUGAUAUCUAUGAUGUUUGGAGAAAAAUCUUUUCAUAUACUGAAAUAGAAUCUCGGGGUUUACAAUAAACACUGUGAUGUUGGGAAAAUAUUUUAUUUCAGCAAUGUUUGGUAGUCCCCCACCCCUUCCAAAUGUAACCAAUUAAACCAACUUUUGGCUAACAUUUAAGAUAAUUAUUAUUUUAGUGUGGAAUCAGGCUUGUACUGCACAUUCUUUCUUUCAUUUAAAUGUACAGUAUGAAUUUUGUAUUUAAUGAAUUUUGUGUAUCUAGUAUGCACGUAACUGCACAUUGACUUUCAUUUGAAAGUGCGUUUAAAUUUCCUUUUUCAACAGUGUUUAUGAAAAGACCUCAGAUGUGUUGACACAAACUAUAUCUGCAAUGUGUGUGGGGGGAGCGUUGUUUUUUGUUUUUUUGUGUAGAGUGAUGUUGGAAUGUGAUGUUCUACAACAAUGGGUCAGUAUUCUCUAUUUACCUUAACCCCUCAUUUGAUAGUGCUUCAUGUAAUAAUUUUCUCAAGUGAGUGGCAUGUUCUGGAUUGUGAUAUUGAUAUGUGGUUAAGGACAUUGAUAUGAAACUAAGGAAUCCUUAGAAAUUACCAGUGGGCAUGUAUUAGACAGUCAUUGUAAUUUAAUGUCCAGUAAAAGUGUGAAGUACCAAGGUAUUUAGAGAUCAUAACAUUAUUAUCAUGUGUAUGGGAAGUACUUACUGUUGAUCAGCUUGUUUCUAUUCAUCAAAUAAACUGUUUCUUUCU